CAAAGCAGAAGCGCGUCUUUCAAAAUGAUCACAAAGCUAGACAGUGUGCUUUUGCCACGAAAGAAGUUCAUCUACCAUUACAAGAACAUGCGCUGGGCAAAGGGCCGGCAUGAGACAUACCUCUGCUUUGUAAUCAAGAGGCGGGUGGGGCCAGACACCUUAACCUUUGACUUUGGACACCUCCGUAAUCGCAAUGGCUGUCAUGUAGAGCUUCUGUUCCUGCGCUACCUUGAAGCCUUGUGCCCUGGUUUGUGGGGGUAUGGAGGUGCUGGAGAGAAGAGGCUCAGCUACUCCAUCACAUGGUUCUGUUCUUGGUCCCCCUGUGCCAACUGCUCCAUGAGACUGUCCCAGUUCCUCAGGCAUUUGCCCAACCUCCGCCUCAGGAUCUUCGUCGCACGCCUUUACUUCUGUGACAUGGAGGACAGCCGGGAGAGAGAGGGCCUAAGAUUGUUGAAAAAGGCUGGGGUGCGGAUCACAGUGAUGAGUUACAAAGAUUACUUCUACUGCUGGCAGACCUUUGUUGCUUGUAAACAGAGCAGCUUCAAGGCGUGGGAGGAGCUGCACCAAAACUCUGUUCGACUUGCCCGAAAACUCAACCGCAUCCUCCAGCCACUGGAAACAGAAGAUCUAAGAGAUGCCUUCAAGCUUCUUGGACUUUGAACACAUCUGUGAACCCCUCUGUUAAUAGCAUUCAGUCAGUCAUUAAUUUUGUUGAGAAAAAAUAUAAGUUGGUGUUCGUCCGUCACUACAACUGCUUAACUGAGAAUGAAAUAAACUGAGAAAAAAAACUGAAUAAAUAGCUCCCAAGUUUUAGCAAGGCUGGUCACCAAAUGUAGCUUCUGCUUGCUUUUUCUAUCGUACA
Molecule: messenger RNA, 862 nt
Organism: Notolabrus celidotus (New Zealand spotty)
Lineage: Eukaryota; Metazoa; Chordata; Actinopteri; Labriformes; Labridae
Gene: aicda
Product: activation-induced cytidine deaminase
Exons: 5
Coding region: 25-660 (211 amino acids)
Biological process (GO): cytidine to uridine editing
Cellular component (GO): cytoplasm; nucleus
Molecular function (GO): cytidine deaminase activity; zinc ion binding; RNA binding
Source: RefSeq, a predicted model, not a curated record